AGAAGACUCGCGCGCUCCCGGCUGCUCACUCGCUGUGGGGCCGCGGCGGCUCCUCUGCAGGGUCGCACCCGAGGAAGGGCUUCGAGCGGCGAGUUGGGCUGUCUGCGGACUGACUGACCGACGGGUGGGCAGAGGCGCGGGCCCCGCGUCCGGCGUCUCCCCUUUGCCAGCGCCCGGCCGCGCUAUGGCCUCUUCCCCGGGCUCGGGCAGCGCCAACCCGCGGAAGUUCAGUGAGAAGAUCGCGCUGCACACGCAACGGCAGGCCGAGGAGACGCGGGCCUUCGAGCAGCUCAUGACCGACCUCACCCUGUCGCGGGUUCAAUUUCAGAAGCUUCAGCAACUGCGCCUGACACAGUACCAUGGCGGAUCCUUACCAAAUGUGAGCCAGCUGCGGAGCAGUGCCUCGGAGUUUCAGCCAUCCUUCCACCAGGCGGACAGUGUGCGGGGGACCCGCCAUCACGGGCUGGUGGAGAGGCCCUCGAGGACCCGCUUCCACCCCCUCCACCGACGGCCUGCAGACAAGCCGGGGCGACAAUUUGACGGUAGUUCUUUCGGAGCCAAUUACUCCUCACAGCCCCUGGAUGAGAGCUGGCCAAGGCAUCAUCCUCCUUGGAAAGAAGAAAAGCAUCCUGGCUUCAGGCUAACAUCUGCACUUAACAGGACCAAUUCUGAUUCUGCUCUUCACACAAGUGCUCUCAGCACCAAGCCUCAGGACCCCUAUGGAGGAGGCGGCCAGUCAGCCUGGCCAGCCCCAUACACAGGUUUCUCUGAUGGUGAGCAUGACGGACGUGGGGAAGCGGUAUCUUUCCCAGGCCCGGGCCAGGGCCCGAUGAAAGAAGAGAAUCUGUUAAACGUUCCCAAGCCACUGCCGAAACAACUGUGGGAGACCAAGGAGACUCAGUCCCUGUCGGGGCGCCCUCGAUCCUGUGAUGUUGGAGGCGGCAACACUUUUCCACACAACAGUCAAAACAUAGGCCUCUCACCCUUUCUGGGGACCCUGAACACUGGAGGGUCACUCCCUGAUCUGACCAACCUGCACUACUCAACGCCCCUGCCAGCCACCCUGGACGCCGGUGACCACCUCUUCGGUAGCAUGAACACAGGGAACAGUGUGGGCAACCUUCCUGCUGCUAUGACUCACCUGGGCAUAAGAGGCUCUUCUGGUCUCCAGAGUUCCCGGAGUAACCCUUCCAUCCAGGCCACGCUCAAUAAGACAGCACUUUCCUCCUCCCUGAACAGCAGCCCGCAGACACCUGCCCCCAGUGCCUCUGCUCUCCACCCUUCACUUCGUCUGUUUUCCCUUAGCAACCCAUCUCUUCCCACCGCAAACCUGAGUGGCCCCUCUCGGCGCCGGCAGACGCCCGUCAGCCCUCUCACGCUGUCUCCUGGCCCUGAAGCACAUCAGGGUUUCAGCAGACAGCUCUCUUCGACCAGCCCACUGAACCCAUAUCCUGCCUCGCAGAUGGCAUCCUCUGAUCGAAGCCCACUUUCCUACCUGCCGGCAGAAGCUCAGACUCCACUGUCCCCACCUCCUCCUUACCCCACACCCCAGGAGCUCCCCCAGCCUCUCCUGCAGCAGCAGCACCGCGCCCAGGAGGCCCCCGCUCAGCAGCCACAGGCAGCCCCGUCGCUGCCACAGCCAGACUUCCAGCUCCUGGCGGACCAGGGCUCCUCUAUGACCAACUUCUUCCCAGAUGUGAGCUUUGACCAGCAGUCCUUGAGGCCAGGCCCAGCCUUUACUCAGCAGGUGCCUCUGGUGCAGCAAGGUCCCCAAGAACCACAGGAUUCAUUUAAUUUGAGACCAAACCUGUAUUCCAACUGUGGGAAUUUCGCAAGCAAUGUCUUGACAGAAGAUUCCAAUUCCAGCCUAUUCAAAGACCUCAGCAGUGCGCUGGCGGUCAUGCCUGAGGUCAACCUGAACAUGGACACUCCAUUUCCAUUGGAAGAAGAGCUCCAGAUUGAACCCCUGAGCCUGGACGGACUCAACAUGCUAAGUGACUCCAGCAUGGGCCUGCUUGACCCCUCUGUUGAAGAGACGUUUCGAGCUGAUCGACUGUGAACGGCAUGGAACAGAAUAAUAGGACUUACGCCUAAAAUAGCUAAAAUAGAACGGAAUACAAUGGAGCCGCUACACCCCUGGGCUUUAGUUAUCUUGGGCUUCUGACACGGGAAGAACCAAUUCUACGGCUCCGGGCUUUCCGUCGAGGUCCAUUCUCAUUAACUGUGGCUUGUUGUAGACCACAGAACUAUGCACUGCCUAGGCCUGCAGGUUUUGUGGCUGCAGGCAGGCUGGUUCUGAGCUUCCAAAGAGGUGGUCCUCACCAGAACCAUCACAUCCUUUUGUCUUCUGUCCAGUCGGUCAGUGUGUAAACAUAGCCAAUACCAUGGGACGGAGGGCCCAGUAGCCCUUUGUGGUGCUCGGAACCACUGACCUCAGUCAACACUGAAGAAAGGACCUGGCUAGUGUGGGCGGCACUUAGGGCCACAGGCCUGCAGGGGUGGCUCAGUGCUGAGCAGCGGUACCGCCGCACCACAUGCCUUCUCUGAUCUAGCUGUCGCGCCUGGGCCCCUGCCAGCUGGUGGCAGGGGUCUUCCGGGCAGCACAGGCAGCCACUGUGCCCUCACCCUCAGAUGCCUUAAUUCUAAUAUGAAGAAGAAUAUGCACCAUGAGUCCAAGAACAGACUUGAGUUAAGCAAGCUGAGCGGUAAUUUGUUUUCUUCCCAGUUAUAAUCUCUUCUGCUGCUCCAGUUCGCCUUUUCCUAUGGACAGGAGGAAAAGGAAGACUCUUUUACUCAGUCACUGAAAAAAGUCCCCUGCUAAUGGAUGAGCCUGAAGAGAAAGACCAGUGCUUCUUGGUGGCUGUGGAAGAAAGAAGGGGCCUGACUGCAUCCCGCACACACGCAGCGUUCUUUGGACCCGCGCUGGGCCGCUGCGGACAUGCGCAGGCCUCCCUCUGGACGUGCCACCGGGAGGGAGCGGCUGGAGGCCGGAAUCAGACUCAGCCAUCAGCUGAGCGGAGCUCUUUCUCUGUGGAACGGGAGUGUUAAUGUAACUCCCCUGGACCCUAAGCUCCUUGAGGGCAGGCAGGGACUGUGCCUUAUUCAUCAUGGAACCCCUCGUACCAACAAGUGCCUGGCACUGAACGGGUGCUCUGUCACUGCAUGUUGAAUGCAUGAACGGGCGUACGCACGGACGAACCUGUGAGAGAAUGCAUGGAUGGAUGCGUGAAUGAAUCAAGCUGCCUGCUCUGAGGCAGUCUAAUCUUUAGCUCUUCUCUUCCUUGCCAAAUUUUCUCAGAGCUGUAGCUUUUCUGACACUUGUGCCUGUGGUUAAGUCAAGCAUGCACUUUAAUAUGCUUUUAACACUAGGUGACCAAACCCACCGUUAGACUGGGCACCUACCUGUCCUUGAAGCUGUGCUCCGCAGCAGGUGGGUGCGAGCCGUCUCCUGAGGGUGCUCAGAGUGGCCGAGCCAGCAGAGGCCUCCCAGGGGCCUCAGGGGUCCUGGCAGGCCCCACCUCAAAGUUCUUCCCUCCCAGAUCCAUAUUUUGCUCUAAAUUGCUUUAAAAUAGACAUUCAUUCUUUGAAGUUGAAGAAAUUCCGUAGUAAAAUGAAGGCCUGAUUCAGGAAAUUAUCACUAGUUAUUAAUACCUUAGCAUAAAAUAGUAUUGCCAUAUUUCCACCACUGCCU
This is a messenger RNA of Pteronotus mesoamericanus, 3691 nucleotides long. It is a transcript of the gene CRTC3, whose product is annotated as CREB regulated transcription coactivator 3. Gene Ontology annotation, molecular function: cAMP response element binding protein binding. The transcript is spliced from 15 exons. Gene Ontology annotation, biological process: protein homotetramerization; positive regulation of transcription by RNA polymerase II. The record is from RefSeq and is a predicted model, not a curated record. Bases 185 to 2059 code for a protein of 624 amino acids. Gene Ontology annotation, cellular component: nucleus; cytoplasm. NCBI's taxonomy places the organism in Eukaryota, Metazoa, Chordata, Mammalia, Chiroptera, Mormoopidae.